UGGGGGGAGUGAAUGAGCAGCGCUCUCUUCCACCCUCAAUACCACGACUGAGGUGAGACCCUUGAGCAAGGCACCGAACCCCCAACUGCUCCCCGGGCAUCGCAGCAAAAAGGCUGCCCACUGCUCCGGUCCCAGACCAUGAACUACGUUGGCCAGUUGGCAGAGACAGUCUUUGUAACUGUAAAGGAGCUUUAUCGUGGACUAAACCCCGCAACACUCACCGGUGGGAUUGAUGUCAUCGUUGUGCGUCAGCCGGACGGCAGUCUCCAGUGCUCGCCUUUCCAUGUGCGCUUUGGAAAACUGGGAGUUCUUCGCUCCAAGGAGAAAGUGGUGGAUAUUGAGAUCAAUGGUGAGCCAGUUGACCUGCACAUGAAACUUGGGGACAACGGGGAGGCAUUCUUUGUGGAAGAAAAUGAAAGCUUGGAGGCAGAAGUGCCAGCCCACCUUUGCACCUCACCCAUCCCCAUGGAGGUUCCAGAGGUUUCAGAAGUGACUGAGUCUCCAGCCAGCACCAACUCAUCUUCGUCUACCCGGCGGAAAAAACGGCGCAAGAAACGUGCCCGCUCUGACGCACACCUCCAUGAGGAUGUUAGCUCCUCCUCAGAGGAGAGGGAGACCCCAGAACAGGACAUCCCGAAAGAGGACUCUGUGUUCAUGGCGAGUAAGUCUGUGUAUUACUCUCUGUCUGAGGAACCAGGUGAGGAUGUGCUUGGAGCUCAGGCCAGAGACUUGCAUCCUUACUCUGAUGGAGAGUGCUCACUUAGUGAGAGUCUGUUUUAUAGUCGACCCUCCUCUCCUAAGAGUGACUCUGAGCUAUUGGUUAAGCCUCAGGAAACAUCAGGGCCUCAGAUGCAGUGGAACUGGGGUGGAUUUCCCAAGGUGUGUCCAACAGAGCGAGGGAGCACAGAGCGUCUCUGCAGCCCUUCCUCUCUCGUUACACCCUCCGAGCGCUCCCACUUCCGCACCAUCCAACGGCAGGCCUCGUUCAACAUGGAGCUUUCCAAUCCCUUGACCACUGUAACUGUAUUGAGACCAGAACCUUGGAUUCUUGAAUCACAGCCAGGUCACUCGGAUAAUCUCCCUAGAGUUUCCCACUCUACCCCAAAUAUAGAAGCUUCCUCUCCCACACACCAGGCUUUCCCACUCACACUGCCCCACUUGGAGCCUGCAGAGGGCUCUGAGCAACAGAACACUUCAGAACUGGAGGCCCAGAGUGGCCUGAAUGAUUUCAUGGCUAACACAGUUAGCACAUGUGGCACAGACUGUGAUACUAGAACUACAAAUCAAGAUAUCACAGAUAACACCACAAGACCUACUAAUGCUGAUAGGGUAGUCAGUGUUAUUAGUGACUUUAGUACAAAGACUGCCAUCUCAGUUUGCUCUGAAUACCAUGCAAGCACUCUUAGUGUAUCUUAUACAGCUGACUCAGUUAGCAUGGCUCAGUCGGAAACGUUAGCUACCUCUGUUGAUAAAAUCAGUGCUUUUACCAAGACAGCUCAGCUCACUACAGCAGAAAAGGGAGCUUCGGUGGAGAGAGACAGUGGUAUUGAAGCAUUGACAGAAGGAUUUGCAGAGGAGGAAGGAAAGGUGGCCCAGGAGGGUAAGGCUGCAGUGGCCCCACAGACCAAAGAGGAAGCAAAGAGUGUUGGAGUGCCAGAACAUGUAGAAUCUGUCACACAAUUAGAGGAGCAGCCCAGCUUCUCCCAGUCUUCAUCUAAAGCAGCAGAAUCCCAGGAAAAGAAAAAGGGUAAGCGCAGUCAGCAUUUGGGGCCAGCAGAUAUCUAUCUGGAUGAUUUGUCCAAACUCGACCCUGAGGUGGUUGCAUUAUAUUUUCCCAAAAGUGAAGGAGAUUUUCCUUCCCAGGGUGAUGCUGAGCUUGGUUCAGUCCCACCCAUACACUCCCCACAGUCAGGCCAGCAGUCUCCUCAGUCUCUAAGCACUGCCAAUGUGGACAGUGGGACUGAGUAUCUAUCAGACUCCACCACUGACACUCUGGAUGUUACCAUGUCCCUCUGUGGGACUGAGGGAUACUCCAGGCAGAUCAAGAAAGAAAAGUUCGAGGAGCACAUUGUCACCUAUCAAGACUUUGUCAACAACCCUGGAAUUAUUGACGACCCAAACCUUGUCAUCUGCAUCAACUCAAAUUAUUACAACUGGGCAGCUGCUGCGCCAAUGAUUCUGUCAAUGCAAGCUUUUCAAAAGAAUUUGCCGAAGAGUACAGUUGAGCAGCUGGUAAAAGAUAAGAUGCCUAAGAAGUCUGGUCGCUGGUGGUUUUCCUGGCGGAGGAAAGACAUGGAAAGUAAUCAGCCAAACUCAAAGCCUCGCUCUGAAGAACAUCAACUUGAGGCAUCAUCUUCUCUUCCUACACCUCCCACAAUAAAGAAUCACUCUGGUCAGCUGUCCAGUGAUGACGAUGGUACUGACUCUAACAGGCAGGAAAGUGUAACAGAAGCCAUGAGCACUGCACAGUGCCUGAGUCAGAUAUACCGCAAGUCCCUCCGCCUCACCUCCCAGCAGAUAGAGCAUCUCAAUUUGCGAGAGGGGGCUAACACGAUUGUGUUCAGUGUCACCACUCAGUACCAGGGCACUUGUCGUUGUGAAGCUGCCAUCUAUCUGUGGAACUGGGAUGAUAAAGUCAUAAUCUCAGAUAUUGAUGGAACCAUCACCAAGUCAGAUGCGCUAGGUCACAUUUUGCCACAGCUGGGCAAAGACUGGACCCACCAAGGCAUCGCCAAGCUUUACCACAAAAUACACCAGAAUGGCUACAAGUUCCUGUACUGUUCAGCUCGUGCCAUAGGCAUGGCGGACAUCACCAAGGGUUACCUGCAGUGGGUCAACGAUAAAGGCAUUGUACUGCCUAAAGGACCUGUACUACUUGCUCCUAGCAGCUUAUUCUCAGCUUUACACAGGGAGGUAAUUGAGAAGAAGCCAGAGGUGUUUAAAAUCACAUGCCUAACUGACAUUAGAGACCUUUUCAGUCCACACAGACAACCAUUCUACGCUGCCUUUGGCAACAGGACCAAUGAUGCAUUUGCUUAUAAGAAAGUUGGCGUACCUGAAACUCGGAUCUUCACUGUGAACCCUAAAGGGGAGCUCAUGCAGGAGAAUAGCAAAGGCCACAAGUCCUCGUAUUCUCACUUGAGUGAGCUGGUGGAACAUGUCUUCCCUCUCCUCUGUAAAGGCCAGCAUGCGUCCUUUGAUUGCCCAGAAUUCAGUCACUUUUCUUUCUGGAGAGAGCCCUUAGCGCCACUGGACCUCUCUUCACUCUAGACUUCCACAGUUAAUUUCCAUGUGUUUCUGGUUUUGCUAACUCUCCAGCUUCUCUUUACCUCUCCUUGCUAUGACACUAAAGAGCUGAAUGUAAUAAAAGCUGAAUGCCAGGUCAGCUGGAUCUUAACUAACUUCAAAGUCAGAUACUGUAUGUUACCAUAUGGUUUGGCUCAUGGGCUAAAACAGAGAAAAAUGUGUUCAGAAAAGCCAAAGAUAGUCAUUUGGUAUCAAAUAAAUCUAUUGUUUUCCUUAAAA
Pangasianodon hypophthalmus (striped catfish) is the source of this 3525-nucleotide messenger RNA. Its product is annotated as zgc:123305. Gene Ontology annotation, cellular component: nucleus. Gene Ontology annotation, biological process: positive regulation of transcription by RNA polymerase II; cellular response to insulin stimulus; fatty acid catabolic process. The record is from RefSeq and is a predicted model, not a curated record. Gene Ontology annotation, molecular function: phosphatidate phosphatase activity; transcription coactivator activity. The transcript is spliced from 20 exons. Lineage: Eukaryota; Metazoa; Chordata; Actinopteri; Siluriformes; Pangasiidae. The coding region runs from base 139 to 3270 and encodes 1043 amino acids.